Bubalus bubalis (water buffalo) is the source of this 1753-nucleotide messenger RNA. It is a transcript of the gene GNB1L, whose product is annotated as G protein subunit beta 1 like. The record is from RefSeq and is a predicted model, not a curated record. The transcript has 7 exons. Gene Ontology annotation, molecular function: protein binding. Lineage: Eukaryota; Metazoa; Chordata; Mammalia; Artiodactyla; Bovidae. Bases 178 to 1542 code for a protein of 454 amino acids.
ACGCAGCCCUUCUGUGCCAACCCUCCCGGUACCCCUCCUGGCGCUCGGCAGGAACUGAGGGCAAGGGACGCGCCUCAGCCCCCGGAGGCCGGAGGGCGCCGCGGUCUCUCAGCAGCGAGUCAGCCCCCAGCCCGGCGCCACGUCCACCGCCAGACGCAGCCCCGGCCGCGCCUGCGCAUGCGCCCCCAGCGCGAAGCGCUCCGCGGGGCCCACGGCACGGCGCGCUCCCAUCAACCCCCGCGCCGCGCCGCCCGCGGGCGGGGCCGGAAGCGCCUGCGCGUUCGCAGCUCCCGGGCGCAGGGCGCAGGCGCGGGCGCCACCGGGAGACCGGCGUGGGGCGUGGCCGCGCCCUGCGGGGGCCGUAAGAGGCGGUCGCGCGCACGCAGGGGGCGGGGCUCACGUCUCGGCGGGGCCGGCAGCUUGGCCGCUAGGUCUGUGGUCCUCAGAGGGCCGGCGGGCUGGUUCUGCGUCCUUCCUUCUCUCCCGACCUUGGCCCGCGCCGCCGGUCCCGCCCGCUCCGUGCGUGCCGUCGAGGGAGCGGCACAGUCGUGGCGCCGCGCGGCCGCAGGUGAGCACAUGGCAGCCCCCGCGCCCGACCCCCAGUUCGUCCUACGCGGUGCCCGCUCGGCCGUGCAUGCGCUGCACUUCUGCCAGGGAGCCCAGGGACACCCGCUGCUCCUCUCGGGGUCGCUGCGUGGGCUGGUGCACGUCUGGAGCCUGCAGACGCGGAGGCCGCUCGCCGCCCUGGAUGGCCACGGGGGCCAGUGUGUGACCUGGCUGCACACACUGCCCCAGGGACCCCAGCUGCUCAGCCAGGGCCGCGACCUGCAGCUGUGCGUGUGGGACCUGGCGGAAGGCAGGAACGCCGUGGUGGAUGCCGUGCACCUGGAGAGCGUGGGCUUCUGCAGGGCCUCCGUCCUGGCCGAGGGCCCGCAGCGCUGGAUGCUGGCAGUGCCUGGGAGGGGCAGUGACGAGGUCCAAGUUCUGGAGCUGCCGUCCAAGACGUCGGUGAGCUGCCUGAAGCCCGAGGCGGGGGCCAGGCUGGGCAUGCCCAUGUGCCUGCAGCUCUGGCAGGCUGAGUCCAGCCCCCACCCGCUGCUCCUGGCCGGUUACGAAGACGGCUCGCUGGCCCUGUGGGACGUCUCCGCGCGGAAGGUGUGCAGCCGUGUCGCCUGCCACUCGGAGCCUGUCAUGGCCCUGGCCUUGGACCCGCGGAGGGCCAGGGGUGUGUCGGGCUCUGCGGAGAAGGUGCUGGCCGUCUGGAGCCUGGAGGGGCAGCAGGCACUGCAGGUGCGUGGGACCCACGAGCUCAUCAACCCCGGGAUCGCCGACCUCAAGAUCCGGCCAGACAGCAAGAUCCUGGCCACUGCGGGCUGGGACCACCGUGUCCGCGUGUUUCAGUGGCGGACAAUGAGGCCGCUGGCCGUGCUGGCCUUCCACAGCGCCACUGUCCACUGCGUGGCCUUCAACGCCACGGGCCUGCUGGCCGCGGGCUCCGGGGACCAGCGCAUCAGCGUCUGGUCACUCUACCCGCCCAAGUGACUCAGCACACAGAGGGUGCAGGCACAGAGGUGUGGGUCCUGGGCCCCCCGGGUCGCUCAGGCCCCCUUCUACCCGGGACCAAUUCCCCGUCAUGACACAGCUGUGUGGGCCCUGCUGGCUACUGUUUACGGCAUAGCCAGGCUGGACACUGGGCGCCUGCCAUCCAAGCAAGGGGCCGCGCCGCGUGCCUGACAGUAAACUUGUUUGCAGA